CCCGAGCCCAACCGGAGCGCUCCACCAGACCGGCCCGGGCAGAGCUGGAUCCCGGACGCGUGCGGAGCAUAUGAGAGUCGCCGGAUGCGGGCGCACCGAGCCCGCCUGACUCCCGAGAGAGCGCCGCAAGAUGAAGACACCGCUGCGCCAUGGCGUUGCCGUGCUUCUCCUACUGCUCCUGUGCGCCAGCCUCUUCCUGGUCUACAACGGCAGCUUCUACAGCGCCGUCCGGGACGCCAACGACACGCGAACGCGGCGCCAAGAGGAAGGGCAGCCACGACCCACCGACGCCUCCUUCAGGCCGGCCCGGCCUCACCCCCCGGCCCUGCAGGGCUACAGCAGCAUUGUGGACCGCAAGCCUCUUAAGAUGCACUGCCGAACGUGCGCCCUGGUGACUAGCUCGGGCCACCUCAUCGGGGGCAGCCGGGGCGACGAGAUCGACCGGGCCGAGUGCGUCAUCCGCAUGAACGACGCACCCGCCGCGGGGGUCUACACGGCCGACGUGGGCCGCCGCACGUCGUUGCGCGUCAUCGCUCACUCCAGCAUGCAGCGUGUGCUGAGGAGCCGCAACCAGCUGCUCAACGCUAGCCAGGACGCCGUUUUCAUCUUCUGGGGGCCCAGCAGCUACAUGCGGCGCGACGGCAAGGGCCUGGUGUACAACAACCUACGGCUCAUGAACCAGGUGCUGCCUGCGCUCAAAGUCUACAUCAUCUCCUGGCAGAAGAUGCUGCAGUUUGACGACCUCUUCAAGAAGGAAACCGGCAAGGACAGGAGGAUAUCGAACUCGUGGCUGAGCACCGGCUGGUUCACGAUGACCAUCGCCCUGGAGCUGUGCGAUAGGAUCAACGUGUACGGCAUGGUCUCGCCCGACUUCUGCAGCAGGGAUCCUGAGCACCCAUCGGUGCCCUACCACUACUACGAGCCGCGGGGCCCCGACGAGUGCGCCAUGUACAUAUCGCACGAGCGCGGCCGAAGGGGCAGCCACCACCGCUUCAUCACAGAGAAGCGGGUCUUCGCCGAAUGGGCACGGACUUUUGACAUCCACUUCUACCAGCCCGACUGGAGCCCCGCCCCUCUGCCGGCUAACCGCACCCUGGACGAAGGAGCGUCGAAGGGAUGCCAAACGUGAUUUGGACAACGAGCCCUCCCGGGGAAUAUGAGCAGAAUUAGGCGUCGACACAAGACGACGCCGAUCCUGAUUGACGUUUGUUGGGGAAAAUAUUUCAAGGCUGCUGCCAAAGCGUCGCACGGAAGGCGUUCAAAGUCACAAGACAUUGUUUUUUUUAUUUUUUAUUUUUUUCCCCCCCACGCUGUGAAGGUGAAGUUAUACAAGGAGCAAGCAUCGUCGUCUCAGGCUCACUCGGGAGAGCUUGCAGCAAUGUCAAUCAUUCUGUGCGUACGUGUGUGUAGGCAGUGGACGCACUGUUAGAGAGUUCAAUUUAAAGUUAAACUUGUGAUGUUUUUCAAAGAUGAAGCAGGUCGAAUGAAAUGAGCUUUUUUUUUUUUUUUUUUUUUUCCCCCCCCCCAGGUUAAGUUCACAGCCUAAAUUUGUCCGUUUACUUGGCGGACAUGCCAUACAUUUGACUACAUUUGCGUUUACCACGUUUAAAACCAACUCAAUCUGACCGUGAUCGCCAAACUCGAUAUAAGCUUCGAUCAAACGUCAGCGCGCAGGUCAAUCUCAUCUUGAAAUUGAAUCUCAUUAAAUUCACAAGACAACAAGUAGCUAGCACCACAGCAACAAAUCCCAUGGUAGGGUGGAGGCAUGUUCUGAUGGACAGCGAGCAACCCGCUAUUCACGCAGGAUUGGAACCGAGCCCUGCCGCGAAUACCAAAAAUCUGUAACUGACAACGGCCUACAAAGGUUUAUGCUGUACUGUAAUUUCCAAUGGGUGCUUCAAGAUUGUGGCAAAGGACUACUUUUGUCUGAAGCUCCUCAACUCACUUCAGCACCAAGAUGCCAACGGUUGGUGCCAAAGCAAUACUAUUAUUAGGCAAAUGCCGAACUGUAAAUAUGUGAGGGUUCACCGUAAUAGAUCUGAAAAGCCGCACAGGUGGAAAUGUGAAAAGGAGCAUAUCAUCACCUAGUGUUGACCGACUUCCGUUCCUACGACACUGACGUAACUUGAUUUUGUACGCAAGUAUAAAGUAAGUCCGAACACAUUAUCUGUCUAAUAUAAAAGGGAUUGCUUUGCCGCUGUCUUGUGUCAUGUUGGUGCCGAUGAACUAUGUCGAAGUGAGGGAAGGAGUUUCUAUGAAACACACCAAAGACUACAAAAGUGCUGCUUUACCAGCAUCAACACAUUUAUACACUUUUUAGGGGGAAACAGUUAUUUGCAGAUUUUCUCUAUUCGCGACAGGGCUCGGUCCCUAAAACCUGCGAAUAGCCUUGAUAACUAAAGUCAAAGUUGCAAUUUUAAGGGGGGGGGGACUGAACUGUCUGGGGGAAAAAAGAUCAAAUUAGCUCCCAACACCAGUUUCACCAAUUGUCACGAAACUUAUUGGACAGGUUCGUCAUUCAUCAAGCAUGGAAAGGCUUACGGCCUGAAAUUAAAAGUGAAGUUAGUCCUUUUCGGUUUGAUUCUGGGCGCAUCCGAGAGCUCCUCCUACUAGGGAAUUUGCCCAAAAGAGCCGCAAUCGUAACCAGCUAUCCUAAAGAGGUCUAAAAAGAAUGCUAAUUUGCCAAGCUUUUUGGCCUACACCAUUCAACGUCAGCAAUUAUUCCGAGGACUCCCCAUGAAAAAGAUGUGGGAGAGCCUGUUUUUAUCGCAGCCUGCAGCUUUAAUUGUUUUUAUGUUUGUGUGGGAAUUUUGUGAAUUCAGUGGCUUUUUCUACUUGGAAUUUUAGUGUCAUUUCUUUUCACGGUGGCCCUUCUUCAUACCUGAGCAGCUUACGAAUUAGCACCGUCUCCGGCUAAUAGUGUGAUUGAUGCUGCUACAAGCCAUGCAAACACCGCCGUGUCACAGCAGACAAGAGGACGAUGAAGAUGGAGCGGCCGCGUCCAUCCUGCUACGUUUGUUGCGGCAGACUUUUCUUGGAUGAGGACGUGCUGCAAUGUAGAACUGUCCCUCCGGCGGGUGUCAGAUGCUUUGUUGCGCACUUUUCCGCCGCCACUCCUCCACGAAUCAGGUGCCAGUCAGCGGGGGUUAAAAUGGAGAGAUGAGGUUUUCUAAUUAUACAUCCCGUUGAGUCCCCAUUGAUUUGGGCCUCAUCUUUGUGCAGUGAGUCAUGAGAGGAGUCGCAGUCUCAGACGAGGACGCAGCCGGAGGAGUCCUUUGUACCAUUAUACAUUUAAAAAAAAAAAACCUCAGUGUUGCUCACAAGGGUUGCAUGACUAGCAGCGUGUGGAUCACACACUUGGAUUAUUUUAGGUUUGUGCGAAUGGGUUUGUAUUUGCUCGCCAGUGUUAUUUCUCUGUAUUUAUUCUGGGAGUAUUCAAAUCUGAAACCUAACCUUACAUUCAACGGUGUCGCGCGGGGGCCGAUCCAGUCUCAUGUAAAUGAGCCACAACUUAAACCGAGCCCCUUCUACUGCGGGGCCAUCGCCAAGCACCGGAGAAGCACACAAAAACUGGUAAAAUUCCAAACAGCUUGCUACAUUUUAGGAAAUAAAAGAUUUAGGGCCUGAUUCACUGAAGGUUUGCACAUGCGAAAACAGGCACAAACUGGACAGUUUAAGCAUAUUGCAAGCACUUUUACCAUUUAACAGCCAGACUGGAUAUGCAUUGCAUAUAUCUGUAAUUUAAUUUUGCCUCUUCAAAAAACAUUUCAGAUAUUUGCAACUACAUUAUUUCUACACACAAUUUUCAUUUCAGAUACCCGCAACGGCAUUCCUCCUAGGACGAGGUGACUUUUGCCGAUCGUGAGCAUGGCAUUUGUCAUUACAGAGAGCUACAAUUAGUUGCAGAUAUCCACUAUGUGAAUUACGGGUAUCUGCAACUGAAUUGUGGAUAUCUGUAACUCCAGUUUGAGAUUUUGACUAGUCAUAAUUCUAGUUCAAGUUAUCUUUAAUUCACCUCAAAUCAAGAUAGCUAAAUGUGCCUUUUCAGAUAUCUUAACUAGGUGAAAAGACAAAGCUAUCUGUAAAUGGAAUUAUGACUAGUCGACAUGACAAAUAGGCACGGUGGGCGACUGGUUAGCACAUCUGCCUCACAGUUCUGAGGUUCAAAUCCUGGCCCUGCCUGUGUGGAGUUUGCAUGUUCUCCCCGUGCCUGGGUGGGUUUUCUCCGGGCACUCCGGUUUCCUCCCACAUCCCAAAAAGAUGCAGGGUAGUUUAAUUGAACGCUCUAAAUUGCCCGUAGGUGUGAAUGUGAGUGAAAAUGGUUGUUUGUUUAUAUGUGCCCUGCGAUUGGCUGGCGACCAGUUCAGGAUGUACACCGCCUCUCGCCCGAAGAUAGCUGCGAUAGGCUCCAGCACGUCCGCGACCCUAGCGAGGAUGAGCGGAACGGAAUAUGAAUGAACAUGACAAAUAUGUUAUUUUGCCUCUUCCACUAACACUUCCAAUUCCAUCACUUCAAACUUCAUUUUGCGUAUGCAGUUUCCUCCCAAAUUUCCUAUGGUGCAAACCGUCAGAGCUACCUAAAGCAAAGAAAGCCUCUUCAAUACAGCGGUCGCUAUCACUUUUACAACUGUUGCCAACAGUGUGCCCAAUCUGUUAGUGAGCUAAAAUACAAUUUAGCACCUGCUAUUUUAGACCUUGGUAAAAGAUCACAAUCUUAGUAAAUCUCACGGUACACACCUAUCAACAGCGCACGGAAUAUGUUUAGAGUGAACACGUAAUUUACCAACCACUAUUUGGGAUCUUCGUAAAUCAGCCCUUACGUCGCUGCUGUUGGUUGUUUUUAUAUAAUGAGAAAAACAUGUAUACUAUCUGUAUGUCCUGCUUUUUCUUCUAUUAAAAUUGGUUUUAAUUCUG
Messenger RNA from Phyllopteryx taeniolatus (common seadragon), 4914 nucleotides. RefSeq names its product ST6 (alpha-N-acetyl-neuraminyl-2,3-beta-galactosyl-1,3)-N-acetylgalactosaminide alpha-2,6-sialyltransferase 5a (gene st6galnac5a). The transcript has 5 exons. The record is from RefSeq and is a predicted model, not a curated record. Gene Ontology annotation, biological process: oligosaccharide metabolic process; ganglioside biosynthetic process. NCBI's taxonomy places the organism in Eukaryota, Metazoa, Chordata, Actinopteri, Syngnathiformes, Syngnathidae. The coding region runs from base 131 to 1129 and encodes 332 amino acids. Gene Ontology annotation, molecular function: alpha-N-acetylgalactosaminide alpha-2,6-sialyltransferase activity.